CUGAAGAAUAUUCAGGCUAUGCAGCUGAAUUCAGAUAAUCCAUAUCAAGAUGAUUAUUAUUAUGUGAUGUACAGCGUGAAACAACAGCGAAAAAGGGAGGAGGAGGUCAUGUCUAUAGAUGGGCUUCAGCUACUGCUUCCAGAUCGGGGAAAAGAUGGAGGGCGGGAAUAUGAACCCCCGAGACUGGAGAAUUCUCUUGGGAAAUUGCAAGUUGUGAGUGUCAAUGCUCCCAGGAAGAUAAUAGACUUAGAGGUUGUACAUCUUGAUCCAUCGCAUCCAACUACUCCUCUGCAGAGAGAAAUGAGAAAGCACAGGCAUAUGUUGCUACAUAUUGAAAAGCUUUAUAAUGUAAUCAUGGAUCUUGACGAUUUGGAAAGGAAGAUACGCCACUUACCAGACUGUCCAACCAGAGACGUCUACAAAACAAAGUCUCGUCAGCAGGCUGUUAAGUUGUGGGAAACAUGUACUUCACCCCCAGAGAGAUUAUUGCAGCUUCUGUGUAUCAGGAAAGGAAAGAGUUUGUUGCAUCGACUGUUGAUGUGGCUGGAUGACAGUGCUUACACCAAGUUAGUGUGUACUAUACUGCAAAAUAUGCCUGUGUUGACAAAGAAGGAUACACAUGAUCAGCUCUUGACCCUCUUCUGGCCCAUCGCAGACCGACUUAUUGCUUCUGCAAAUGAUGGUAUACUACUGGAGAUAGCCGAUAUUCUUGUUCCACGGGGAUGUGGGGAAGCACCACAGAAGACAAAUUUAGUCUCCGCUCUCUAUAACAAGUAUGGGGUAAGCCUGAUUUUGGCUCUAAUGGUGCGUGGAGAGCAGUUGGCUUAUGACUUUAUAGGAUGUGGCUUUUGGCAAGAGUACAGAUGGCAAAAUUUCUUGGAGGGCAUCGUGAAUGCUCUUGUUUCUCUUCCUGAUCCAAACAACAAGUCAUCCAGUGAUGUCAACAAGUCCUCAAGUGAGCUUCCUCAGGCACUGCCAUCAGUUGCUCUGGACUGCUUCCCCUUUCCGACCAGCUGUUCAUUUAUCAGGUGCUCCGGAGUGGAUCCACAUCUUUUGAACUUGAGCCAGAAGAGAAUGGCACAACUGGAGGCUACUCAUACCAAGUCAACCACAACUCAGAGUCCGGCCAAAUGUUAAUCCUAGGAAAUUUUAGGAUGAAAUGGGAUUUCUGUUUUAUUUAACAUAAAUUAUGCUUUAACUUUGACUUUUCCAUAGGGCCUACAGUUUUAUUAUCUGUAAUAAUAUUGACAAUUCAGAUCUGUAACACGAAGAUUAUGAAUUAUAAGUUAACAUUUUAUGAAAUAAGUUAAAAUCAGAACAAUUUUGAAGACAGCUUUGUAGCUUUUUUAUAAGCUUCCCAAUUUCUUUUGUGUCGGCCACCUUCAAGUCUCAACAUUUUCAAAAAUUUAAACUGGCCCGUAGGUAAUUACUUUCCCUUCCCUUUUUACAGCCAUUCAUAAUACAAAAAUUCACUAAUGAAUUUUUUCAUGCUAAUAAGGAAGAAUGCAAUAACCCUGUUUUAGUGUGUCACGCAAGGUUAGGAAUCUAUACUGUGUCGUCUAUAGUUGAAUAUUAAUGGUUCAUAAUGUCGUUAGUAUUAGGUAAUGAGCUUGUUAGAAGUGGUGAAACUUACACAAGAGGUUCUGUAUUUGUCAUUCGUGGAAUGUGUGUGGUAUGCAUGAUGCUUUUUUCUGGUUGUUUAUUUGAAUUGUUUCGAAAAUGGUGACUUAUAGCAAGGUUUUCUCACUCUUCUUGCUCAAAAUCUCAUUCCUGACACAUACUCUCCUGUUUACUAGAUGUUAAGAUCAAUUAUACUAAAUGUUCAAAUCAACUUAUUGGAUUUAAGCAGUGACAGGAUGAUUGGACAGUUAUGGAUUUUUGAAUUGACUGUACUUUAUAGUACUUGACUACAUAUUGUUUUUUCCUUGUAUCACAAAAUUUACAUGAAUGGCAAGAUUCUAGUGAAAUGUUACCUGACGUACAAGGGUAUCUUAUAAGAUAUCAUCGUUUAUUGCCUCGGUUUCAGUUUUUUUGCAGUGCUGUGUUUGAAGGAAUACUAAAGCUGUCUGAAGGUGUGCUGCAGCCCUUGCAAUGGGUUGCAGAUUAUGAAUGAAAUCCACCAAUAGAAUAAUCUGUUCUUGGUUUUGUACGAGUAACUGGAGGAUGUCAAGAGAUGUGAAAUGGAAGUCAAACAGCAGCUGUACAGAAGUGUGGGAGGGUGGCCUACACUACUAGUGUGGGUAAGCAAGUUUUCAGUGUUGCACAGUUUCAAGUUCGUAAAUGUUAAGUAACCACCAUCGUUUGGCUUACAACAAAAUUGUUUGUUUCAUCAGUCCAUUAUUUGCAGAUUUGUUUUUCCAUAUGUUAUUUUUGUGCUGCUCCUUUUGGUAUUUAGGGAUGUUACCCUACUGUGAUACACAGUAUAUGAAAAAGGUGUUUUGCUUUUAUUUUCCAACUAAUAAAUGACUCACAUAGUUAAUGUGAUCUGUUAAAACACUUGUUCGUCAUAAUUGAGUUAAUUUUUUAAAAUUAAAUACGCUUUGGUAUUGGAAUGAAGAAGAACUUGUUUAUACUCUCAUGACAUACAGCCUCUUAAUUUUUACUUGUAAAUGAAAAGGUUGUUCUUAAAGCUAUUGACAAAGUUUUUCUUGUUAUUUAAAUUAUACACAGUUUUAUAAAUGGCUCUAAUAAUCAUUUUAUGUUUGGUGGCAGGGCGUUGAGUAUUUGUAAUUAGCUAUUGUACCCUUACUGGGUCUGUGGGGCGAUAUUGGUUAAGCCCAGGCUACAUUUGUUUAUGGCCUUCCAACACAGACAUCUACUCCCUGCCCACCUCUAUUUUUUUUCUAAAAUAAAUGCCAGUGGAACUGCA
This is a messenger RNA of Macrobrachium nipponense, 2869 nucleotides long. It is a transcript of the gene Patr-1, whose product is annotated as protein PAT1 homolog 1-like. Gene Ontology annotation, biological process: deadenylation-dependent decapping of nuclear-transcribed mRNA; P-body assembly. Gene Ontology annotation, cellular component: P-body. Lineage: Eukaryota; Metazoa; Arthropoda; Malacostraca; Decapoda; Palaemonidae. Gene Ontology annotation, molecular function: RNA binding. The record is from RefSeq and is a predicted model, not a curated record.